Musa acuminata subsp. malaccensis (wild Malaysian banana) is the source of this 3734-nucleotide messenger RNA. RefSeq lists its product as uncharacterized. The record is from RefSeq and is a predicted model, not a curated record. Gene Ontology annotation, biological process: negative regulation of DNA-templated transcription; negative regulation of flower development; shoot system development. Lineage: Eukaryota; Viridiplantae; Streptophyta; Magnoliopsida; Zingiberales; Musaceae.
GUUCAUAGAUUCCCUCUCUCCCGCAUGGAAAGCCCUAGGCCAAAAGAGCUUGGGUUUCCGGAUCGAACACUCGCUGAUCCCUCCCGUCUCUCUUGCCCCGAGCUAGCCUUCGGUUUGGCUGAAGAUUGAAAGCUGAAUCGCAGUGGAAGAAGCAAGAGAGUUCGCGUUCGGCUUCCUCGUAGAAGCAAGAAGCAGGUCUAGUUUAAACUCAUACAACCUGCUGGAGAUGAUUUUGAACAUUAUUUCAAGCUAUGGAAGUAGCAGUAAAGGAGCUCAAUGCUGAAGGAAAGGAAUCUGCACUUGUAACUCAUGGCAAGCACGAUGGAGAUGAGUGCAACCAUUUUACCAUCCGCGGUUAUGUUGCUGGUGUUCGGAAGAGAGAUGCAAAGAUUUGCUGGCCAUUAUAUAUGGCCGGGAAUGAAAGUUCAGAUGCACUUUCAAGCAUGCUGCCUCCGCUACAUGUUUCUAAGUUCAAGCGAUGGAGUUGCCUGAACUGUCUUCAUACAAUUUGCGCUUCUGCUGAUGUAACAGGAAGUGCAAACUUUACAAAUGUAUGUAAUGAAGAUAUGAAGACAAACAACUCCAUAUUUCUUUUUGAUCUCAAUGCAAAAAGGUUGUUUUUUUCUGGUCCUAAACAGUCUUUUGAAACCGUCAUACUUGAGGAGAGACCAGUUUCAGACUGUAUUAUCAAAGUCAGUCAUGGUGAACAUAGCCCAGUACCAUAUCACGGCAACAAAAAUAAUGAGUCCAAAACAGAUGAUGCGGCAAAAGAAGGAUACCAUGUAUUCACAUAUAGAAAUUUUAGAACGGAAGAAAAAGAAAAUCAUUCAUGCAAGUCUAUCACUGCUGUGGCUGAAGGUGAAGAAUUUCAAGCAGGACAAAGCCAAAAAAGAAACACGACAAAUAAGGAAAACAAGUUUAAGGCAGCUCUUCUUUUUGAUGAUGCUUCUCCCAAGGUUGGUGCCGAACCAAAUGGAGGUAUGAGGAUUGGGCUUUUUGAUGCAACUAUAAUUUUCAGAGGCACUGAUCUUGCAGCAUGUGAAAACAAAGAUGAUGAAGGGAUUACUGCAAAAGGCAACAUAAAUAUAGUGCCUGAUGGCAUGACCAAAGAAAGUAGAAAGUUAGUUGGGGUUGAUCUCUGCAUCCCAGAAGACGAUGUUCUAACUACUACUGCUGCUAAUCUCCCUAAUUAUGAUUUGAUGACAUUAGACCAGAACAAUGAUGAAGCAUCAUAUGGUAAUAAGAAUUUAUCAGAUGGCAUGUAUUUUAGCCGAAACCAGAAAUGUGUGUCUAGCAGUUCACAUAGAAAAGUGACCCAAAAAAGGGUUCUUAAGCUACGUUUGCUGGAGGACAUUAUGAAAAAUGAAGAGUUACACAUAUCAAAAAAGAUACAUACUUUUAAAGGAAGUGCGGAUACAUGUGAAAAGAGCCACAAAAGAUCAGAUGAAUGGAAAUGUGAAAUCCAUCCUGAAGACUAUAAAAAAGGCAAUUUCUUCAGGCAGAAUUGCAAAGUGAUACCAGCGAAACCUAUUAAUGCUACAGAAGCUACUCACAGCAAAGAUGAGGAAAUUUCUCUAAUGCAUUGGCUAAAGAAGGUUUCUAAGAAAAUUGUCACUGAUGAUUCUCAAAGAAAGAAAAACAUUGUUGGAAAAGGAUAUGCUGAAAUCAAGUGCAUAGAGAAUAAGGUUGUUACAUCUCCCAGUACACAUAAAAAGAAGGAUGCUGAUCCUCUUUCAAAAGGUUCUAGAGCGAGUAAAUAUAGUAAAAGUUGUACUGUUGAGAAGAAAAGUAAGUUUACUCGACUAAAACCAAGUGCCCAUUGCCUCAAGCCCCAGCUGGAAAAUUUGAUAUCUAAAGAUGCAUCGGUGAAACAUGUACCUCCUGAAAAUGUUUAUCCUCAACUGAGAAACAUAAUUUCUGAAGAUAUUUUGCCCCCUUGUCUUGAAAAUCUAGAGAGGAGUUGUGAGCAGAAGUCUGAAUUCAAUAGAAGGAAAAGGAAGGCGUUUCAAGUUAAGGACAGAAAUCCUUCCCAAAUAAACUGCUCAAAGAAACAAGUGAUAAAGAAACAAAGAAACAUGAUGCCUCUUGAAAAGAAAACUGUGGAUGACAUUCCAAUGGAUAUUGUUGAACUCCUAGCUAAAAACCAGCAUGAAAGAAGUAUGAUGAAUGCUGAGGUUUCUAACAUGAACAAACAUGAGUUGUCAAUGAUGAAUGGAGAGUUGAGACAUGGAAUUUAUUCAAAUGUAACUGGAUAUUGUGGAAGCAAGUUUCCAAAGGCAAUAUAUCAGAGACAGGCCAAUGAUACAGUACUUUGUAUUCCUACUGCUCCUCAUGGUAACCAGAAUGACGUGUAUGGACCAGAAGCCUGCAAAGCUAUCGAGUUCCAGAAACAUGCCCUUAUUGAUCUGAACCAACAAGCUGCAGAUUUUCUGGCAAUUCCACAAUAUGAUGGAUACCAACCCUGUACAACUCACCAUUCUGCUGUUGAUUCUAAGAAAACCAGUUCUUUUCAAAUUUCUUCUUGGGAUAGAAUGAGGAUGCAAGAUUCAGGAUUAUAUCAAAAGAAUCAGGGAGUUUCAGCUCAGAGAUCAUGUGGAGGACCUAUCCAUGAUAUGUCGUCACUAUCGUUAAAUGGCAGAAUAUUUGGAGUCAAUAAAAGGAAAGUUGAUACUUGUCACAAUCACGGGAAAAUGGUUCCUUUUGAUUCAUUUCUUGAUACAACUCAGAAGAUCGUUCCUCAAAAGACUGGUUAUCAGGAAUCAGUGAAUUUAACCAGCUCCAAUCUCCCAUAUGGGGAAGGAAAAUCCGAGCAAACAACAAAUGGAAUAGCUCUACCAGGCAGAUCAUAUCUCAUGGAACGAGCAAGUAGGUGCCAUCCAGGAAGAGCAGGGACGAUAGAUAUGCAUAACAAUGAAACAGUAUCGGCGUUGCAUUUGCUUAGGCUAGUUGAUCAGGCAGCUCAGUCAGGUCCAUCAUGGGAUAUUAAUUGUACAGGAAUUACCCAAGACUCCCGCUUAAAUUAUAAUCGUCAAUCCAGUGAGAUGCAUGGAGCAGAAGUUGGAGUUAAAAAUAGAAAGACCCAGGAAAUUCCAUCCACCACUGGAUACUGUGCUCAUGAUCAAACCGAAGGUGGUUUCAGCAGCCCUUGCCAUCCAUUUCCUCGAAUAGGUGCUCUUGGUUCUUUGCUGCAAAAUGAAAACAUGACUCUUUCAUACAAAUCUCUGGCACCAUUGGGUUCUAAAGCUGUGUGUUCUGCUGAACUGCCAUCUUUCUGCAUCUAUGACAUGGACAAAAUAGAUGCUCCUUCAGCCAGUAGUACAAAAUACAGAGACAACAAAAACCCUCCAUCUGUGACUACAAAUACCAAGCAGAUUGUUUCGGCUGAUCAGGUUGGAAUCAACAGAAAGGGUGAACAAGUCCAACCUUUGAGUUAUGAUCCCAUGACUAUAACCUGCGUUAUCAAUCGAAAUCCUGCUGACUUCAGCCAACCUGAUGAAGACAAUAUUUACAUGCGAGGAAAUGACUGAGCUCUGAAAUAUCAAACUCUCAUCAUGACGGGAAGAAGUGUCAGGUGCUGAAGAUGCUACUAAGAUGCAGCUUUCUCCCUCGAAAAAAGGUGACAAUCGAUGGAUGACACAUCCUACCAGCUUAUAUCUUUCAUCAGUAACUCUUCUGUGGCCUAUUCUUGUACGCAUUUAUAUGAUUACAUAUGAUCUAUAAUUUGGGUUUGCUAA